Messenger RNA from Zingiber officinale, 1572 nucleotides. RefSeq lists its product as uncharacterized. The coding region runs from base 43 to 1362 and encodes 439 amino acids. NCBI's taxonomy places the organism in Eukaryota, Viridiplantae, Streptophyta, Magnoliopsida, Zingiberales, Zingiberaceae. The transcript is spliced from 4 exons. The record is from RefSeq and is a predicted model, not a curated record.
UCACUCGAGAGCAGUGACGAAGCGGAGUUCGCCGGUUUUGUGAUGCAGGAAAGCAUGCUUUCGUCGCGGCGAUCUCCUACUCACCCUGAGGAGGACGGGCAGGAGGGUGGCGACGGAAGUUUUGACGACGAGUCCAAGACGAGGAAGAGCGCCUCCUUCGGCGCCAGGGCUUUCGUGCACACCAGGUCUGCUCUCUCCGGCCAGUGCGCCACCGUCUCCAUCUUCCUCUUCUUCCUCGUCUCCGUCGCCUCCUUACUAUUCUCCCGCUCACGUCACGUGCUCUGCGUCUCGCCCUACGAUCCAUCUACUCGCACUUUGCUCUUCGGAGCAGCCCUCGAUGGCCUCGCCUCCGAUUUCGGAUCCCUCGGCGUGCCCUGGUGCAGAUCGAAACAAGGGAAAGCUGUGGAGUGGUCAAGAAAGGACUUGCUUAAAGGCUUGGAAGAGUUUGUGAAGAUCUAUGAGACUCGACCUAUCAAGAACAACAUGUACGGCAUGGGCUUUGACCACAGCUUUGGGUUGUGGUUCAUGGCACGGUGGCUUAAGCCAGAUCUGAUGAUAGAAAGUGGUGCUUUCAAGGGCCACUCUACUUGGGUUCUGCGGCAGGCAAUGCCAGAGACGUGGAUAAUAUCACUAUCGCCCCGCCACCCAGAGAAGUAUCUGAAGAAGGGACCAGCAUAUGUUGAUAAGAAUUGCACUUACUUUGCCGGAAAGGAGUUUGUGGACUUUGGCAGUGUUGACUGGGGGAGCAUUUUGAUGAAGCGUGGGAUUUCUGACCUUAGUCGGGUUCUUGUGUUCUUUGAUGAUCACCAGAAUGAAUUGAAAAGAUUAAAACAGGCUCUAAAUGCUGGUUUCCAACAUCUUAUUUUUGAGGAUAACUACGAUACAGGAUCUGGAGAUCAUUAUUCCUUAAGACAUAUAUGCGACCAAUACUAUAUUAGAGGAGGUGGACAUAGCUGCUUCAUCGAGAGUGAUGAAGCAAGGAUCAGGAUGAAAAGGAAAAGGUUCUGGGAGAAAGCUGUGGACAGAGAUGAACUUUGUGGAAAUAGUGAAGAAUGGUGGGGUGUGCGGGGCUAUAUGCGAGACGAUUUCAACCAUAGCAACAAGGCAAUCUCCUAUGAAGAACAUUUUCAAAACAGCAGGUUUGUGGAGUCGGUAUUGGAUGUUUACUGGGAACUCCCUCCGGUUGCUGGCCCAUCACUUACUCACCAAACAAGGUACGACCCUGCCCGUGCCUCUGAUCCAAUUAUCGAAGAUGGAAGAUUUGGCUUGUUCCAAAGGUUUGGCCUAGCAAAACUUGAAACUUCAGUUUUUAAUGGAUAUACACAAAUGGUAUAUGUUCAAGUGUCUGCCUCAGCCUCUUAAAUCACAUGCAGAGCUUUUAGAAUCGCUUUCCUUUUCUCCGUGUUCUGCACAAGGAAAUUGAACUAGUUUGUUCUGUUGUUUUUCAUAUUUCCUUCACGUUUCUUGACUGUUCUCUGUACAUAUUUUUUCCGUUUUAUUUCAAGUUGAACUAUGCAAGCUUGGCUCAUCAUUAGUAAAUCAAAUUGAUCCUCACGAUUGGAUUUGAAGCUA